Molecule: messenger RNA, 6587 nt
Organism: Triticum aestivum (bread wheat)
Lineage: Eukaryota; Viridiplantae; Streptophyta; Magnoliopsida; Poales; Poaceae
Product: putative disease resistance protein RGA4
Exons: 9
Coding region: 83-4477 (1464 amino acids)
Molecular function (GO): ADP binding
Source: RefSeq, a predicted model, not a curated record
GGCGCUAGACCCUGUUGCCGACGGCGUGCUGGGGGCUUGGGCAGCCACCAAGAACUUUGGUCCCAACGUCGAGGCCCUCAGCAUGGAACUACUGCUCGUGAAGGCCACGCUUGAGCAGGCUGCCCACAAGGAGCUCGGAGGCCCGGCAAUGGAGAUGCUGCUUCAGAAGUUGCAGGACUCGGCACACAAUGCCGAAGACUUGCUGGAUGAGCUGGACUACUUCCGCAUCCACGACAGGCUCCAUGGCACGUAUGAUGCUGCCGACGAGCACGGCAAGGGUUGCACCCGUAACCUUGCCCUCAAUGCUCGCCACACUGCCAAAGCUGUUGGCAAACUGGUCAACUGUUGCGCUUGGCAUCGUGCUAAGCGCCGGCAGAGUUCACACAACAAUUCCUUGACGCCAAAUGCCAAUCAGGAGGUCAGCAGAUUCAUGCCCAAGCUCUGUAAACUCCUCCCUUGCUCAUCCUUCCCACAUCCGCAUGUUGGUGAUGACGAUCGUGGCAAUGAGCAAGAAACACCAAAGCUUGAGUUUAAUAGGGUUGGUUUCUCUCAAAGGAUGAAGGAUAUUGUAGAGAAACUGCAGCAUAUGCGGAAUGAGAUUAACAAGAUUCUGCAGGGUUCUGCCCCUAAAACUGUUCCAGACAUUGCCCAGGGUCGUCCUAUCACCAAAGGUCGAAUUGAUGAGCCAAAACUGUAUGGGAGGGACAGUGUCAUGAAGAGCAUCAUGGAUGAUAUCACCAAUGGUCAAUACUGUGACAAUGGUCUAACCGUGCUUCCGGUUGUUGGUCCGGGAGGAAUGGGGAAGACAACUCUGAUACAACACAUAUAUCACAAUGAACAAGUGCAGAAUCAUUUUCCAGUCACUAUUUGGAUAUGUGUGUCAGUCAAGUUUGAUCUGGAAAAAGUGCUAGGACAGAUUAAAACAUGUAUUCCUAAAGUUCAAGAUGAAAAAGAGAGCAGUACAACAGAAGAGUUGAUUGAACAAAGAUUAAAAUCUAAAAGGUUCUUACUUGUAUUGGAUGAUAUAUGGAAGAUUAGUAAUGGGGAUGACUGGGGAAAAUUAUUGUCGACACUCAAUAAAUCAGAGGAAAAGGGUUCCAUGAUUCUGGUCACAACCCGGUUUCAGGCAAUAGCACAGAAGACUCAAACAACUGGCCAUUCAGUAGAGCUGGAUGGUUUAGAAUAUGAAGAGUUUAGAAAGUUAUUCCUUGCAUUUGUCUUUGGUGAUGAGCAAUAUCCAAGGGACAAACAAUUUUUGCUUGAGACUGGAGAUAAGAUAAUGGAAAAACUAAAGGGCUCCCCUCUUGCAGCAAAAACGGUUGGUAGAUUACUGAGUAAAGACCUUAGUUUGGGUCACUGGAAAAAGGUCCUAAAAAGUAAAGGAUGGGAGAAGCAGACCGAUGACAAUGAAAUUAUGCCUGCCUUGAAGCUUAGCUAUGACUUUCUUCCUUUCCAUCUGCAACAAUGUUUUGCCUAUUCUGGAUUGUUUCCUGAAGAUUACGGUUUCAGAAGUGACGAGCUGAUCAGUCUAUGGAUCGGACUAGAUAUUUUGAUACCCAAUGGCCAAAACCAAAUAUUUGAAGACAUAGGGCUGAGCAAUUUAAAUGAGUUAGUCAUUCAUGGAUUUUUCAGAGAAGAGGAAACUGAUGGUGAUCUGUGUUAUGUUAUGCAUGACCUGCUGCAUGAUUUGGCAUUGAAGGUUGCAUCUCAUGAUUGUCUUAGUUUAAGUCUCCCUAGUGUUGGAUCAGUAGAGAUUCAGCCAACCACCCGUCACUUGUCUAUAAGCACAUAUGGUUUAGGUAAAUAUGAUGCAGUGUCUGGUAAAAAAUUGAAGAGUGAAUUGGAAGAACUAAAGACAAGAUUUAAGGUUGAAGAUUUGCAAACAUUGAUGUUAUUUGGAGAAAUGGAUGAAGGUUUUGUCAAGAUAUUUGGUGAUUUUUUGGGGGAAGCGAACACUCUUCGUGUUCUUCAUUUGCCCAAAAUGCUUUGUCCCGUGGAGUUCAUGUUACAUAACUUUUCGGGACUUCUCCACCUACAAUACCUAUGUCUAGGGACACAUGACAGUCAGAUGCAUUUACCACUUAGCAUCUCUAAAUUUUAUCAUUUAAGGAUUCUAGAUCUUGAUUUGUGGGAUGGCAGUCGUGAUUUGCCCAAAGACAUGAGCAACCUUGCCAAAUUGUGCCAUUUUUAUGUCCCAAGUGAUGAUCAGCUCCAUUCUGAUAUUUAUAAUGUGGGAAAACUUAAACUCUUAGAAGAGCUAAAGGUAUUUCAAGUCUAUAAAAAAAGUGAAGGGUUUGAACCAAAGGAACUAGAGCACUUGACCAAGCUAAGGGAGCUUGGCAUCUACAACCUUGAGAAAAUACGUAAAGAGGAAGAAGCAGCUCAAGCAAAACUGAUAGAGAAAAGCUAUCUGAGGAAGUUAACAUUGGAUUGGGAUAGUGAGCGGUUUAGUGUUGAGCCCAGUGUGGAAGCAGUAGUUCUUGAGAGCCUUCAACCUCAUGGAGAUCUUCAGGUGUUGUGCAUUAGAGGGCAUGAAGGUCCUUCUUGUCCGACAUGGCUGGGUGAUGAGUUCGCUGUUGAAGCUCUACAAUCUCUUUAUCUUUGUGGUGUUUCCUGGGAAGUUUUCCCUUCUUUAGGGAAGGCGUGGGAUCUUCGUGGAUUGAAAUUGAAGCAUAUUGCCAAAAUGAAGGAGUUUAUUAUAGAGGAAAGCUUUUGCAGGCUAAUAAAGCUUAAACUCAUUGGCCUAGGAAGUUUUGCAAAAUGGGUUUACCCAACUGAAGAAGAGUCUUCUGUUGGUGGGGACUUGUUGCCACCGGAUGCUCAUAUGUUCCCUCUUUUGCAAGUUCUGGUUAUUAGGAGGUGCCCGAAACUGUUGGGGUUGCCUUUCUCAAACCACAUCGUUUCCCCGAACCGGUUCCCCAAGCUACAAGAGCUUGAGGUACAUGACUGUCCCAAAUUCUUGCCAGUGAUUCCCAUCUCCUGGAUUGAAAGUCUGUGUUCUGUCAAGAUGAAAUGUGUAAAGAUGCUAGAGGAGUUUGCGUACUCAAAAUCGUCUGAUGGAGUUAAAUUGAAAAUUAUCGGAGAGGGUGAUCUGCAUAGCUUAGAUGAAGUGUUAGUUUUAGAUAAAGAAACAGGUCUUGAGAAGCUGGAACUCGAGAGUUGCCCACCUCUGGAGUUGAAGCACCUUCUGAUGCUAACCUCGCUGAAGACAUUGAUUGUAAAAUAUUCAGAUGGUCUGGUUGGACCAGUAGGAGGUCAGGGUGAUGUGGAAUGGCGGCUCCCUGUUGAGUACAUGAGGAUCUCGGACUUAAAUGGUGAUAUUGGGGAGGAAUUGACAGAGCUCCUCCCCCACCUCCCAAAGCUCUCCAAAUUGGAAAUAUGCUUUUGUAAUAGCAUAAAAAAGCUGAUAGUAGGGGUGGAUGUACAACAGACAACAUCAGAAGCAUCAGAAAUGGGGGGAGGUGAAAUAACAGCAGCAGCAGAGGAAGAGGAUGAGGAAGAUGAAUUGACGGCAUCAGAAGAGGAAGAGAUGGAGGAAGAUGAAAUAACAACAUCAGAAGCAUCAGAGACAGAGGAAGAUGAAACAACAACAGCAGCAGAGGAAGAUCAUGACGGUGUGCUGCUCUUCCCAGCUCAUCUCUGUAACUCACUACAGGAAUUGGAGUUGAUUCACUGCAAAGAGAUGGUCCUGGUGGACCCACCAACUCUUGUUCCUGGAGAAGGAUGGCUACAAGCCUUGCGAUCCCUCCAGAGAUUAACAAUAUAUUCCCCAAAGUUUCUAUCUGCAUUCACGUCUUCCUGUCAUGUUUUUCCUUCCUCCCUGCAGUACCUGAAGCUUAGGGGUGUGGAAGGCAUGGGGACACUCGAGCCCCUCUCAAACCUCUCCUCCCUUACCAGAUUAGAAUUGGAGGAUUGCGGAGAGGAUCUGAAAUGUCAGGGUUUGCAGUCUCUUGUUACCACCGGGGGGCAGCUUAAGUGUUUAGAAGUCAUGUGGGUCAAGGAAUUACAAGUCUGGGACAGCUCUAGAUUCUUUGCUGGUUGGGAUCCCAGACAGGAGAAACAGCUUGUUUCAUCUACGCUACAGGAGCUCUGCACGGAUGACAUAGCGGGGCUCCUUUCUGCACCCGUCUGCAGCUUCUUCUCUUCUGCACUCACCAAGCUGAAACUUCGGGGGUGGGACUACAAAGGGAUGGAGUGCUUCAGCAGGGAGCAAGAAAACUCACUUCAGCUCCUCUCCCACCUCCAGGAACUCGACUUUUUCUCAUUCGACAACCUUCAGCAACUCCCCGCAGGGCUGUGCAACCUUACCAGCCUCAAGAAAUUAACAAUCGACAGCUGCCCAGCAGUCUCGUCGUUGCCCAAUGAUGGCCUCCCUGAAUCACUGCAAGUGCUAUAUGUCAGAUACAAAUGCAGCCAGGAGCUAAAACAGCAGUGCAGGGGGUUGGAGGGAACCAUCCCAAGAAUCAUAAUAGACUAGUGAUCCAAGGACGAUGCCUUGGAGUUCCCUUGUACAUUCUUCUAGACUUGUACUGCUAUAUAUGACAUGAGUGAGGUCUUGUGGCCGCCGUCUUCCUUCCUGUACAUAAAUCCGGUGUUCCUUCGAUCUUAUAUGCUUAUUUUAUGUUGGAUUCGAUUUCGGAUUACUGCCAUUCAUCAAGGGGUGGUAGUCUGCUUGCUUAUUUCAGGUGUCACGGUCAAAAUAUCACCGUGGCAUAAGUAUGGGAUAAAUCAUAAAUGAGACUUUGGGGGUCAAGCUACUAAUAUUAAGGCUAUAAUUUCUUUUCACACGCCGCUACAUUGCUAUCAGUACCAGGUGUGCUUUCGUUACUAAUUUCUGUUGGCUUGCUGUUCAUGUUUCUCUUGUGUUUGUUUGGUAGGCUUGUAGUUACUCCUGUUUACAUUUUGUCCGAAGCUCAUGAAGCCCUGAAUGGUGCAAAAGAUCUUCACAAGAGUAUCCUGCAACACGUUACAGUACAGGGAACACAUAGUCUCUGAAUUUGUGCAAUGUUUAUAGUCUCUGAAGGCAUAUUUGUGCUGAAACUGAAUUUGUGCAACCCACGUUACAAUACAGAUCAUUUUCCUUGGAAGCAACAGAUUGAGUUUGGAAAAGGUGUGAUUGACUGAAUCAGUUUUCUGCCACACAAGAAUGGUGCCAGCAGGUGUAACAUGGAAAGCAGGGUGCUCACCUGCCAAAUAACUCAGCUAUCUUUUAUCCUACUCUAAACAAUGCAGACAAAAAGGCAUGUUUUCUAUCCUCUGCAAAAUUAAGGUUGCUUUCAUGAUUCUGUACUUCUAUCUGGUGCUAUCAGUAUAUGAUCUGAACUUUACUUCUUAGGUUUCAUUCUCCUCACCAUACUCAGUUGUCAGUUCUAGACAAGCUAUUCUCUUUUCAUGCCAUUCUAUGACUACAUUAUACAACACCAUGGACAAGACACCGGGCACACUGUAUGAAAAUUCACUCAAAGUCAAAGAGAUAGAAGUAGAUGCGGCUGUAGCAUUGUGCAAGAAAAGUAUCAAGAGUAAAAAAUGACUAACAAGCAACGGUAAGAAGGGAUUAUACCACAAGAUGCAGCUGACAGCCUUUAUCACCCAAAACUGGCACUGCAACGGUGUGACUCACUGAAGGUUUAGAUGCCGCUGAACAGUCCGGGGCACCGAAAGCAACACGGUAGUUCCGGUUCCCGCCAAGGACGCUACGCAAGGACUGCUGUACACCUACUUGACAAGUUCACCAAUGGGUGUGCCUAGAACACUGCAGAAAGUUUAUUCAUGCGAGAAUUGGCUGCAAAGGAGGGUGAUGGAUUGACUUGCAACUAGUCCGUGGAAUAUCCGAAGCCAUGCCAAGGAAGAAGCAGCAGAAACACUGCUAGACUAGAAGCGUAGCCUGCAGCUAGGUGGCAUAUCUGAAACCUGUCAGCCUUGUGGUUCAGAAUUUGCUGCGGUGAAUCGGAACAAUCAGACUGCAUCAUCUUCUGAAGAAACCGACACUUGUCACUUUGUUAACUGAAGAAAUCGACAGCCAGCGGUUGGUGCCAAACAGGGCUCAUCGUCAAGAGCCCUGGAGCUCGUCUUCCUGCACUUGGGACGUACCACGGAACUGAGGGUACGUACCUGCCUGAUCGCCAAUUAAAUGGCCAGCUUGUGUUCCUCUCAGUAGAAGAAAGAAUGCUGCUCAUCUCAUCUCGCUUGCUUCAAGUCCUGGCCUUCAGUUGUAUUCCGGAAAUCUUGCUCCGUGCGCCUACUUACUGGAGCACGCGCCGUUGAUCAUCACCGGAGACAGAGAGGAGAGGUGCACCAUUUACUGCACUUGUUGGUGCAUCGAGCAGCUCAAGAUGCUCCUCGUCAAAUGAGUUGCUUCUUCUCCAUCAGCUGUAGGGUCUUGUGACCCAGACUUGGUAGCAGUAUCUUUGGAUCACUUCUGGUAAGAUGACCAAGGUCCAAGGUGGUAGGGUUCGGACCUUUCGUGAAUGGGUCCAGAAGCAGGACCGUCCAAUCAAAUUUUGCCAUCAUUUGUGACGUUGUACAGAUUGAAGUUUCUCUUUUGGAAGUGUAUUUUCAUCAAAAACAAGGAGAUGAUUGAUGUUUUA